Molecule: messenger RNA, 1518 nt
Organism: Nezara viridula (southern green stink bug)
Lineage: Eukaryota; Metazoa; Arthropoda; Insecta; Hemiptera; Pentatomidae
Source: the annotation of a GenBank genome assembly
GCCUAUUGUAAAUUAAGUAUUAAACAUUGAAUAUGGCUGCAUUGACAAUUCUAUUUUUCCAAUUCAAAUUAAACAUACUUGUAUUCUAUCACAUUUGUUAUUAAUACUUCUUAAGCAUAAUAUUUGUUUGAAAUUAAUGUUUAUAACCUUCCUGUUUUUAUUAUUAUUAGUUUCUCCCAUAUGUGUGGUUGUUAAUUCCUACUUCAACAACCUUUUGAAAAUGCAUACUAUUUGCAUUAACUAUAAAUAUAGUACUUGAUAAUAUUUGGUUCUAGAUCCUGACCUAAUUUUGAUAAUACAUAACAAGUAGUGAGUCUGUGACGUAAUAUACUUUAAACAAGAUGUCAGAUGAAAAGGAGAUAUUUCAUUAUCAUCCUGAAGUCAAUUGAACUUAAAUUCAUAGAAAAGUUGGUAAUCGAAGAAGAGAGUCCAAGAAAUCCUAAAUUCAUUGAUUCGCCAAGACAAGAAUUUUUGUGUUCUCAUGGAAGUAUCUGCAUUCGUUUGAGCCAAUGUCACAUCAUCUCGCAGCUUGUGAAGCAAUCCUGCGUUCAAAUCGAUAAGUUAAGGGGUCUAACUUGUGGAUCUCAAGGUUCCGAGCUUUUAGUGUGCUGUCCACAGACUUGUUCACCACCACCAACAAGCAUCCAGAAGGAAGAAUGUGGAAGACCACGAAUUUCUCACUUGUGGUCCACCAGUUAUUCUGCAAUUGGUAUUCAUCCAUGGGUUGUUCGUGUCGGUUUCAGAAACAAACUGACUAAAUCUAUUGACUACCUAUGCUGUGGGUCUAUCAUUAACAAACAAACAAUUUUAACAGCAGCUCAUUGUGCUUUAGCAAAGACAGCAACACAUAAAAUUGUUUCAGUGAAAGUUGGGGAAUAUGAUUGUAAUCAAGAUCCAGACUGUGCUUAUGGAUAUUGUGCUCCUAAUGCUGAAGAUAUUCCCCUUAAUUACAUAAUUGUUCAUCCUAACUAUGACUCGAAAACCUUCACGGAUAAUAUUGCUCUACUUGUUCUAAAAUAUCCAAUGAAUUACACAGAGAGUGUUCAGCCAAUCUGUCUCUACUCAACAAACAAAGACUACAUCUAUGUUGGUCAUAGAGCACAGCUUGUAGGUUGGGGAAAACUGGCCGGUCAAGUUAAUUCUCUACCUGUACAGCAACAGCUUCAGCUUCCUAUUUCAGCCAUUGAGAGAUGUGCUUUGCUUUAUGGAGCUUCUGUCCCCAUCACUGGGAAACACCUCUGUGUUGGAGGUGAAACUGGGAAGGAUGCAUGUUCAGGAUUCGGUGGUGCACCUUUAAUAUUUUUAGACCCUCGUACACACUCCCGAUACUAUCAGAUCGGUCUUCUAUCCUUUGGUUCAGAUAGAUGUGGAGAAGAAGGGAUUCCAAGUGUUUAUACUAGGGUGGAUAAAUAUAUUGACUGGAUUAAUCUAAAUGCCCCAAAAGUUUGAAAUCUUGAUGAUAAAUGCUUGUUUUUAUUGUAAUAAAUGUAAAUAAAUAUUUUAAUAUUUUGAUUAUAA